Ylistrum balloti is the source of this 1778-nucleotide messenger RNA. RefSeq lists its product as uncharacterized. Bases 126 to 1490 code for a protein of 454 amino acids. The record is from RefSeq and is a predicted model, not a curated record. The transcript is spliced from 8 exons. Gene Ontology annotation, molecular function: protein binding. NCBI's taxonomy places the organism in Eukaryota, Metazoa, Mollusca, Bivalvia, Pectinida, Pectinidae.
GAGUUUUAUUAAACACUAAUUGUUAUUUCGUCACAUUGUAGUAUGUAGCAGUUGUCCAAGUACAUCAAUGAAACUGUGGAUGAUUUCAUACUUGUGGAGAGUAUUGUAGCUAGAACAUUGCCAAUAUGGACCCAACAAUACCUUCGAUAUUUCAUGGAUUCACUCAAAAUUCAAACUCAAAAGAUGAGUCAAAUAUCAUGAUUUUAGCAAAGGAGAUUCAGGUUUUAAUCCUCAGCAAACUUGAUGGAUUAUCUUUAGCCAGGGCACAGAAAGUAUGUAGACUUUGGUAUGAUAUUGUGGAUGAUUUUGAAAAGUACUUUCAUGUCUGGCUACGAUGUUGCUUAACGGAAAUUUCUACCUGUGAUAUUGUAGAAAUAUCAGGACUUCUGGAAAUCGAUGAAAGUGAUGAUUUAAUAUUGACAGCUAACAACUUGAAAAAGUUGCCGACAAUAUUUUGGAAGGAAGUGUAUGCUGAAUAUCAUAGAAAUGAAUUUAUUAAAAAUAAGACAAAAAAGGUGCUGCAGAUCGAAUACCCUAAAUGCUAUGGAAUGGUCACAGCACUGAAGUUGAAAGAUAAUGUCUUGUUUAGUGGACAUGAAGAUGGUAGGGUAAUAUCCUGGGAAAACAUUGAUGUAGGCAUUAAGGAUACAACAUUACACCAGCAUCAGAGGAUGGUUACAGAUCUGGCUGUCACUCGUGCAGGUCUGACAGUAAAUCACCUGCUUUUAGGCAUCAACAACAUCUUUGUCAUCUCAACUUCCAAAGAUUCAUCACUUAUUCUGAAUGAUAUGACCAUGGGACAAUCCACACAGAUCUCCUACUUCAGCAAACAGGUCAACUCAGUCAGUUGUAGUGGCCUAACUUUUGUUGCGGCAGCCAAUUGUAGCUUCCUUCAGGGACAUCCUGUGUGGGACAUUGACUACCAUAGGAAACUACAGGCAAAUCUUCGCUGUCGUCGAGAUCUAGCAGGCCAGGAGUCAACCAACAUUCUCUCUGUUGCUCUCCAUCAUAACAAGGUGCUGGCAAGUGAUGAUAUUGGUAACUUAUUUUUGUACAAAGGGACGGAUCAGGUCAAAAACACCAAACAGGACCGACCCGUCACACUGGGUGUAUUCGGAGCAGCUGUUAAAACAAUUCUGUUCCGAGAUGAUAAAGCAGUAUGCCUGACUGAUGAUGGCAUGCUUUGUGUUUCUCUGGAUCUUAAAGAAUUUAAGCAACACUGUGUAUAUGAAGCACUUAAUGCGGUUCCUGAGUGUAUUGCAUGGAGAGUCAACAUUUUUGUAAUCGGGGCCAAGACUGGUAAGGUUUUCUUGUAUCUUGUGAAGGAAGACGCAGAUUUAUUCAACAUUGACCUAUCCGAACCUGUUGGGGUUUAUGAUACCGAUUCAGAACAUGUUAACUCUGUUGCUAUUGGAGAUGAUGGCAAUGGACCAGUGUUGGCCAUCUCUACAGAACAUUCCUGGAUCACUCUAGUGAGAUGGACACGAUGAUCUAAUUGUUCUGGUGAGGUGGAAGAUUAAAGUAACAAAAUGAUUGUCUAGACAGCAUUAACUAAAAAUUCUGAGAAUGGACAGUGAAGUUAUCAUUCCAGUUGAAUGAAGAAACUUAAAGAGGGGUGAGACCUUCAUGUGAGGUAGACACUUGUGUUACCAUUCCAGUCAGAUGGAUGAUUUUUUAAAUUCUGAAGAGAUGGAUUGACAUCUUUGUAACCAUUCUAUUCAGAUUGACCAAUUUGAAGAUUUUGGUGAGGUAGACACUUGUGUUACCAUUGCGGUGAG